UCCUAAUCAUCCUCCAAAUGCCAGAGCCCGCGAGCUUCCUUGUGCGAAGUAGAAGACGAGUCGGUGAGCUUUUGACGCCCCUCAUUGGUGCAACGGUGGCACAGCUCUUCAGGACUCAAAAGCUUCUUACGUUGCGCGCUGGGGACAUCCUGUCCUUCCCAGGCCCUUAUCUUGCUUUCUGCCACACUCCCAGGGCCAGCAAUCACAGCAGACUCAGCCCAGCUCAGCCUACGAUGCCCUUCGGCUGUGAAAGACCUCGAACCCCUCAUGUAAAAAAAACUUUCCGCGACGACACAAAGCGCGCCGCUUCGCGGCACGCUUGCUAGGCCGUUGAUCCUCCCGGCCUGGGAUCAUUACGAAGUCAUGUCGUGCAGUGCAUGCGCUUUGGCAGCCGCGAACAGACCGCAGGAUUCCUGAUCCACUCCUUCAUUGUUAUCCUGACGGGCUUGGAGCAACAGAGCCUUGCAACAUGCAUAUAGCUACCUCCGACGAACAGGGUCUCUGCCUAAAACGUCGACGACUUGUGCGAGAUAACGGAAACAUGUUGGAAAUCUGCCCCAGCCAGCGCUUCUGGGCUUCCUGGCAUCGUCAACCGCCUGGCUUGGUUAGAGACACCAGUUUUCGCAGCGUUUCCAACAGCGCUCUCUGUCUUGAAAUCAGCCUUGCGAAAUCGUACCAAGACAGUGAAUCACUCCAUUGGUACGAUGGCAUAUAGCACCCGUGGAUGACAAACAGUAUGUGGCGUGAAUGGACCAGACUCUCUCUCACUGCGUUUUCCUCUCUCCUUGCUCUGGAAAACCCUGUCAACACACGAUCAGCGAGACUAAAAUCCCGUGCCGUCUGUCGCGGACCGCGUAAGGCCUGUUUCCCUCCACAGUGGUAAGCCAAAGGUAUUGCAGUGGGGAUGGACCCUUUACUACCAACCCACGGCUCCAUAAAGGGGCAUGUUUGAUAGACAGCGAGGCAAUUGUCUGAUGGCGUUAAUGGCCGUACCAGAAACACCAAGCGUAGUAUCGAUCCCCGCCUUUCACCGAGAGCUGGGGGGUCUCUGUAUUUGCCACUGGUGGCUCUCAACAAGAAGCGCCAGAGGUGGUUAUUGGAUCCACAAUUGGUAAAUUGUGUUUGACGACGCGCCUACUCCUCGGAGAAGACGAACUGGUAACCCAGGUAAAUUGAUGACUUCCUCAAAUAUCGCGUAAAAGGUUAUCAUUCGAGCACUCUUCGAGAGAGACAUACAGGUGCUAAAUGUGGAUCCCUUCCACUAGCUGCUGGGAUAUACGUUUCCGACUCUGCAUCAAUAGCGGCUUCUCGCAGUGAGCUGGGGUACCUAGAAUCACCUCAACACCAUGAAUGCUCAGAUUAUUACCAUCGCGAGCUUUCUCUUGAUCACCGACCUCAAAUAGUCGUAGGGUGGUCUAUGAUCAGGUUCCCGGAAAAUGAGACAAAUCUGGCGGCACUGAGCCGUUGCUUCCGUGCUAUGCAGGGCUCGCACAGCGGCAAGAAAUUACCCUGGAGAAUACCAGAAAUGGCUUACCUUAUGGUAACCAGUUGCGAUGGGUAUGGUAUCUCGAGAACAAGGCCGAGAAGAGAUCUUCUGCACCCUGAUGCAAGGAUCGCAGAACGCGCAAAUCAGCAUGUCUAGUUUCUUUCAUGUGAAAGGGCUCGAACUGCGGAUCUGCACGCAACACCAAGCGACGACCUUGCUGUUCUUGGCCGGUUCGCUCAACAAAAUACAGCACAAAUUUUUCCCUAGAAAAAGAUGAAGGGACGAAGAAAAGCUCACCUCAUACCCACUUUUUCUCCACGAUCUUAUGAUGAACGUAAAAUCCUCUCUGUAUUGACAGCCUAUGUCGAGCCGCCAUGUCCGUGGGGUGGGUGGAGCUUAUGCAUUUUUUCUGCGACGGGGCCGAGCACACGCAGAAGGCAUCGAGCGGGACGCUGAGAUUGAGGACGUUGUGUACAUGCUCGGUACGAAGAGGUACUUUCUGCCAUUCUCCAGUGCUGUGAUUUGUUGGCAGGUGUUCAUGCACGAAGAAGCCUGAACACAGCAUCCUGGUGAAGCUGUACAGGCAAUCAUACCAUGCAUUUGCGGAGAUUAAAUCCGUUUUGUCCUUGUGUUGUUUGACCAGAGUCAAGAGUGAAUGAAAAGAGAUGCCGCUGAAAGACCAGCAUCUUUAAUUUUUCCAUCAUCACCCACCACAUGACUUGAUCGGCAGAAACCUUUCUUGACGGGAGUGGUCUGUGCAUUGGCAAUGGUCUCCUUGACGUUCAAAGACGAACAACAACAGCAAUCUUCUCAAGCUCUCAUCUGGCAUCGUCUCUUUACACGCUCCCCGUCCUGUCGAUCGUUGUGUUUCUUCAGCACUCACCACAGAAUAGAAGCUGUCCCUGCCCUUUGCUGUCCCGUGUAACAGGCCCCCAUGGCAAGACCACCACUCCGUUUCGGAAGCAUCUCCUCACCGUGUGCUCGUAUCUCAACACACUCGGGCCCCGCUCCAUCUCAACUGCUGGAAAGGCGGAGUCGUGCGUUCGUUCGGCUCCUAAGUGGAAAUACAACCCCGACACAGAGGCUCGACACGGCCCACCGCUCGGCAAGGCAGCAUGAUGCAUCGGCUAUGCUGCACUCCAAUAUGACGUGCGCUCCCAGUGCAGCAUGCGUUCGCGCCUUCUCUUUUCGUCACCGUGUGCCCCGACGGUAUUACUCCUCUCCCGCCGAAGCUCCCUCGUCAACGAGCACUCAAGAGGUUCAAUCGGGGCGUGCCGAGCCGCCGGAUUACCUGGACGAGAAGGAGAGGGCCAUAUUUGACAGGCUGAACGAGGCCCUGUCACCUGUGGCCCUUCAGGUCGAAGACAUUAGCGGCGGCUGCGGCAGCAUGUACGCUGUGGCCAUCACCUCGGAGAAGUUCAGGGGCCUACCCGUCAUAAAACAACACAGAUUGGUGAAUGAGAUCUUGGGCGAGGACAUCAAGAGUUGGCAUGGAAUACAGCUACGAACGAAGGCUCCGUGACGCAGACAGGCCACAAUAUCGUCCUCGCACGCCCGUGCGACGGGUUCCGCUGCCUUGCCGUAAUAUUCUGACGGUGAAUUCUGGGCAUGCAUCAGCUCUGGAUUUGAAUAGGCACCGGUGCGUCCCUGUAGAAAUGUCCUGGCCUCAGGGCUUGUAUGGGAUUUGAUAGAGCAUUCAUCUUCCUAAAGUCCUAACGUCGGCUUACAUAUGCGUCGAACAGUUCUAUAUUGUGACUACGUCGACAGACACUCCAUGCGUUUCGAAACGGCUGUAUUCCAAUGGCCCCGCCUAGAUUGCCUUGGCACGUUGAUACCCGUGUAUAUAUAUUUCUCGUUUCGAGUCUUUAGGUGCCACGCAUAAACUGUACUACGAGGAGGCGGGUUAAAAACUGCUACGCCCGGGAGAUAUGCUUGUAGAUCUUAUGCUGUCAACCGCACUGCGCGAUUUUGGACCAACGAGUACCCGUGAGCAAAUAGUGAAUCCAAAGCGG
Molecule: messenger RNA, 3498 nt
Organism: Verruconis gallopava
Lineage: Eukaryota; Fungi; Ascomycota; Dothideomycetes; Venturiales; Sympoventuriaceae
Exons: 2
Coding region: 2421-3008 (195 amino acids)
Source: RefSeq, a predicted model, not a curated record